Molecule: messenger RNA, 2966 nt
Organism: Sinocyclocheilus rhinocerous
Lineage: Eukaryota; Metazoa; Chordata; Actinopteri; Cypriniformes; Cyprinidae
Product: G1/S-specific cyclin-D2-like
Exons: 5
Coding region: 226-1116 (296 amino acids)
Source: RefSeq, a predicted model, not a curated record
CAGCCUUAGCCUACAUCUGCAGACCUCAAAUGUUGCAGCGAGAGGAGCAGAGCAGAGAAAGAGACUAGUGGGGAAAAGUUUUCAAACGGAGCAGGACUAACCUGGACAGCCCUGUAGACUGAUUUUGUGUGCCUGAGAAGUCCUUUCUGCUCUUUUUGACAUUUCGCAACCAUUAUAUUUGACUGUUUGUAUGCAUAUUUGAGAUCGAAAAGGACUGUAACAAUCAUGGAACUGCUUUGUCUCGAGAUGGAUACCAUUAUAAGAGCCCUUCCUGACCCGAAUCUUCUAUGUGAUGACAGGGUACUACAGAGCUUGUUGACCAUCGAAGAGAGGUUUCUUCCCCAGUGUUCAUAUUUUAAAUGCGUUCAGAAAGAUAUUCAGCCCUUUAUGCGGAGGAUGGUGGCAACUUGGAUGUUGGAGGUCUGCGAGGAACAGAAAUGCGAGGAAGAAGUUUUUCCACUGGCUAUGAACUACUUGGACCGAUUUUUAGCGGUGGUACCAACAAGAAAAUGCAACUUGCAGUUGCUUGGCGCAGUGUGCAUGUUUCUUGCGUCUAAAUUGAAAGAGACGCGUCCAUUAACUGCAGAGAAGCUGUGCAUCUACACUGAUAACUCAAUCAGACCGCAGGAACUGCUGGAAUGGGAGCUGGUUGUCCUGGGCAAAUUGAAGUGGAAUCUGGCUGCUGUCACUCCCAAUGACUUUAUUGAGCACAUUAUGAGGAAACUUCCGCUGCCUGAGGAUAAGCUGGACCUGAUCCGUAAACAUGUGCAGACUUUCAUCGCCCUUUGUGCAACAGAUUUCACUUUCGCCAUGUACCCUCCAUCCAUGAUUGCAACGGGCAGCGUGGCAGCGGCUAUCUGUGGCCUGCAGCUUAACAGCACUAACCGCUCACUGUGGGGAGACAACCUAACAGAAUUACUCGCCAAGAUCACAAACACAGAAGUUGAUGUGUUAAAGGAAUGCCAGGAGCAGAUUGAGAGAGUGUUGAUGAAUAACCUGAGGGAGGGUCGCCGGCAACAGCAGAAACAGCAGGAACAGGGUGGCACCCGCAGCAAAGCACUUGAUGACCAAGACCAGUCCAGCACCCCAACCGAUGUACAAGACAUCAACUUGUGAGCUUGCUGCAGGAACGCUGUGAUCAGUCUUCAAGAGGAAAAAAAGCAACAACAAAAAACAAAAACGACAAAAAAACAAACAACCCCAACGAAAAGUGCUUGCUAGUCUUUGUAGAGUUUUAUCUUCAUUUUCCAGUAAAAAUUGCUCCCAUAAAUGGAAAAAAAAGAAAAAAAUCUAAGCUAUUUUAGAUACAAAAAUUAGAUAUUUUUAAAAUGAUUUGAUACUGAUGCAAAAAGCUCUACGGUGCCUUAGACUCUUAGAAGGGAAGCAUGUAGUAUUUUGCAAACUCUUUUGAUUGUGUAAACAUAAUAUGAUAUUUAAUGCAAAAGUGAUAGUGUAAAGGGCUUUUCAAAAUAGAGAGUCUACUGUAUCAGACUGGCUUGAAAGGGUACAAAAAGUGGGGCUAUGUUUUUUUCCUGUUUUGUUGUGAUUUUUAUUUUUUUGGGUUCAUUUUGGAAUGCCUGAACUUGAACACACAAUGAGGUGCCAUGAGUAUGAAUGGACGCACCCAUUCACUUGGCUGUGUACUAAGUGCAUUAGGACCAGAAAGGGGGAUUAAAAAAGUGGUGAGACACAAGUCUUAUGUUAAGAACGCAGGGCUCUUUUGCAUGGGCAACAGGGGCUUAUAUCACGAGAAUAGACUAUUAAUAUUAUUUUAUUAUGAGUAUUAUUAUUAUUCCUGUUAAACAAGCAAGUUAUUGGCUCUCGAUGCUAAAGUUACAGACACUUCAAAUAAGCUUUUCUGAAGCUGCUUGUGUGCAUGCAUUUAUGUGUGGUGUAUGUUGGCUCAUGUGCAAGCGUGUACAAGUUACUCUAUAUCAAGCACUCUUGUGUGAGUCAUGUGGGCUUUGUUUAAUCAUCUAUCUGCAAGUGUUUGGUCAUAGAGACUGGUUCAGUGGUGGGCACAUGGUCAAAGGACUGGACAGGGGAUAGUACAUGAUUCCACAAUGCUUCGAUGGCCUCCUGUAUCAGUGCCUUAUAUUAAAUGCUUUUUUUUUUUUACUGGCCUGGAAACUGCUUGAGGGCUGAGCCCAACCCAGUGCACAGAACAAGAGGAGGCAAGAACAGGGAGCGGACAGAGACGACUAUGUUCCCUUGUAUCUUCUAAAGGCAAGAAGAGUUGUUUUUAAAAUAUGUGGGUAAGGUUGUCUUUCAUGGCAGUCUCCCACUAAAUAUUACAGUUGUAUUGUAUACAGACAGUUUAUUACGUUAUUACGUAUUUUGUUGUGAGUGUGUUGAAGGAGCCUUAGGCUGAUAUAUGGUUGGUCCCAUCAGGGACCGAAAAAUGAGUUGUGGAGUUGUUUGCAAGCAAAUGUGUGCUAAUUCUGUUAGCAGUAAAGGAAUGUGUAGGCAAGAAUGAUCGAGGACGAUGACGAUGAAGCUUGGUUGGUUUGAGGUUUGAAGCAUGCUGCUGAGAUGAGGAUGCUGAUAUGUGAUUUGGUGAUUUGUUAUAUGCUGAUAUGGAGAUAUGGAGAAGCAGGAAAGGAGGCCAAAGGAGAAACUACAGCUAUGGUUUCCAUACAUCACCUGAUAUUUAAGAUCUUUAAUCUAUUUGUCUGUUUAUUUGUUUGUCCUUUAGUUUUUAUGUCUCAUGUUUGAAUUACAGACCAGUAUCUAAACCAGUUUCAUUGAUACCGCUAGCGCAUAACUGGGGAAGGUUACUUCAUCGGUUUCAGUUCAGAGAGCAUAUUAGUUUUCCAUUUUAUUUUUUUCUCUCUCCUUUUCUUUUUUGGGCUGGUUUCCCAUGUUUAGAUCAUGGCAUGUUCAGUUCAUUAUAGCGUUAAAGCAUUGGAAACCAAUGUAUGACAACAGCAGCAACUAAAUAAUAAUAUUAAUGCAAAUUAAAAAAU